AUGUAAUUUGUAAUAGUCAUAAUACUAGAAUUAAUUGUGAUUGGAGGAUGUUGUCAACCUCAAGACAAAAUAAAGAAAUCAAUAAUUCGAGGAAGUUAUACUAAUGUGUUGCAUUUAAAUAAUGGUGCUCUAAUAAGUUCAAGAAAAAUGAAUUAUUAUCCUGAAGGAUAGAUAUAAUCAUUAUGCUUGAGAGAUUCUAUCUAUAAUGUAAAUUGGCAGAAAGGAUAUUGGGGUUGUAAUUAAGGUAAUUCAAUUAUAAUUGAUUUGUUUUAAACUUAUGAAUUGAAUACAUUAAAGUUAAGAGUUUGGGACUUAGAAUUUGCACGAUGGUAUAAUUUAGAGGUUUAUAUUAUUUACAAUAAUAUAAAAAAAUUAAUAUUUACUACAACUCAUACUUAGGGUUUAUCGUAAAAUGUUAUUAAGAAGGUAGACCAAUUCUUAAAUGAUCCUUUAAAAUAUCAUAUUUAUUUUACUCAAUAAUAGUAUGCCAUAUAAAUCAAUAGAAUUGGAAUGUCCAUUUUUAUUUCAAAAUAAUUACUUUAUGAGAAUACAAUGAUCAUUAAUUUCAUAUAUGAUUUUUAGAAGUUUCCUCUAAAGUAAUCUUAAAGCAAUUUACAUCAUCAUAUUUUGGUAGAAACUAAUCAUAUAAUAAUCAUUAAUAAUUCGAUUUGA
Molecule: messenger RNA, 672 nt
Organism: Paramecium primaurelia
Lineage: Eukaryota; Ciliophora; Oligohymenophorea; Peniculida; Parameciidae
Source: the annotation of a GenBank genome assembly